GCGGCGGCGCUGCUGCGGGCGGCGGCUGGCUGGAUGCGAGACCUGCGCGGACCCGGCGGCGGCGGCGGCCGGCGGCUCUCGACGCCGGAAAGCGCCUCGCGGAGCGCACGAGCCCGAUCGCGCUGGCCAUGGCCUCCAACUUUAACGACAUAGUCAAGCAGGGCUACGUGAAAAUCCGCAGCAGGAAGCUGGGGAUUUUCAGACGAUGCUGGUUGGUUUUCAAGAAGGCUUCUAGCAAAGGACCUAGGAGGUUAGAAAAAUUUCCCGAUGAAAAGGCAGCUUAUUUCAGAAACUUUCACAAGGUAACUGAACUGCACAAUAUCAAAAAUAUAACCAGACUGCCUCGAGAGACAAAGAAGCAUGCGGUGGCAAUUAUCUUUCAUGAUGAAACAUCCAAGACGUUUGCCUGUGAGUCAGAGCUGGAGGCUGAGGAGUGGUGCAAACACCUCUGCAUGGAGUGUCUGGGGACCCGGCUCAAUGACAUAAGCCUCGGGGAGCCCGACCUGCUGGCAGCAGGAGUGCAGCGGGAACAGAAUGAACGAUUCAAUGUGUAUCUUAUGCCUACACCAAAUCUGGAUAUUUACGGUGAAUGCACAAUGCAGAUCACUCAUGAGAAUAUCUAUCUCUGGGAUAUCCACAAUGCCAAGGUCAAACUGGUCAUGUGGCCUCUCAGCUCACUGAGGAGAUACGGGCGGGACUCAACGUGGUUUACGUUUGAGUCAGGAAGAAUGUGUGACACAGGAGAAGGACUAUUCACUUUUCAAACAAGGGAAGGAGAAAUGAUCUAUCAGAAGGUCCAUUCUGCGACACUGGCCAUAGCUGAGCAACAUGAAAGAUUAAUGCUAGAAAUGGAGCAGAAGGCCCGGCUGCAGACAAGCUUGACUGAACCGAUGACAUUAUCCAAAUCAAUAUCUCUUCCUCGUAGUGCGUACUGGCAUCACAUCACUCGUCAGAACAGCGUGGGAGAAAUCUACAGUUUGCAAGGCCAUGGGUUUGGUUCGUCAAAGAUGUCUCGCGCGCAGACGUUUCCCAGCUAUGCCCCGGAACAGGGGGAAGAGGCUCAGCAGCCCUUGUCGCGGUCCAGCAGCUACGGAUUUAGCUACAGCUCCAGCCUCAUUCAAUGACACAUAGAGAGCCACUGCUGACCAGAGAGACAGUCUGUCCUGGACCCGCCUGUAGGGUCAUUGCACCCUCUGCCUCCUGGAAGACCAAAUGCAGUACAAAUUGAAGUGGGUCGGGUCUAGCCCCAAUCCCAUCGGAAGGUUAAAAACUGGAGUUCUGCUUCCUUGAUUCAGUGGUUAAGUCCUUUAUUUAUUGAAUUUCUUUGGGGGGAUCUAUGUUUUACAAAAAUAGAACCCAAAUCGUACGAGCAGUCAUUUAAAUAAACAAAAUUAUUUGGGUCUGACAGUAGCAGAAGCCUCUCAGCACCAAGAGAAGUUGCCCACACUGGUUUUGCCUAGAUGGCAGGGACCUCCCAGCCCAGUCCUCCUGUCUGAGCCAGGUUCUGUCUUUAGACAGAAUGGAGACCCACCACAAGCUCUGUGGCUUUUGAAGCUUCGACAGGGACAAUUCUAGUAAGCUCCACAAAUGGCAUCCAUGUAAAUCAGCUCAGUGACAAUUAAGGGAACACGAAAUUCAGAACACACUAUUUAGCGGGGCCCUGUAGCUCUCCAGUGUGUGUGUGUGUGUGUGUGUGUGUGUGUGUGUGUGUGUGUAGAUAAAUAUAGAUAAGGAUAUUGCUAUAUCCAUCUAUAUAUAACAAGUAUAUAUCAAACAUGAGCUAAGGGUGACAGGAUAUGCUCACUUAAAUUGUUGAAAACUGUAAUUUGGUGCAUUAAAAUUAAGAUUGUUAUAUUGAAUAGAUAUUUUUAAAAUAGUGCUAUUAAAAAAAAAGGCUUCUUAUUAGCAAAAGUAUUUAUGUAACCGAGUCUGUUCCUAAGACAAAUGUAAGUGAAAAUGUGAGAAGGGUAACAUCUGGAAGUAAAAAAGCCAGUCUAGCUGUCCCACAGGUCAUGUCACCGCACUUUCUGGCAAGUGUCCUCUUUUUGACAAUGUUGCUCCCUUUGGCCACCUGUCUGAGCUACAUGAGGAAGGUUCAGGUGUGAUCACCUCAAGAAAAAAGAGAGGCUCUAAAUGAUAAACUGCUUAAGAAACCAAUAAUACUUAAGAACUAGGCAAUUUUGCAAUCAAAGAGGAGAAUACAUGGGCACAGGAUGGUAGAUAUCAAUAUUUAAAAUUUCAUAGAUGCCAUUUGCAGACAGCCAUUGGGGCUUGUAAUUUACUGUGUAACCCAGAACUUGCUGGGUUUCAUUUUUUUCUUUUAUAGGGCAUGGGUUGUUUAGGAUUAUAAGAAAAAAAAGGAUCAAUUUUUUUUCCCCUGGCACUAAUGACAAACCUACAAGGCUUAAAGGGAAGUAGUGAUAUCCAUGUGAACUGAGGAGUUUGACUAACUCAGGUCAUCAAAGAUAUAUUUGCCCUUAAUUUUGGUAAAAAUAAAAGUUAUCCUGCCUAAAUCAUAUGAUGCCACGUGUCCAAAAUUGUUCUCUCUCAAAGUAUCUCACUGUUUAAAGAACAGUGAACCCAGGUCAUGCAAGAUGAAAACCCAAUUUUUUUUUUCUUAAUAGCAAUUUUUUAAAAAAAACUAUCAAAGUUAGUUUGUUGAAAGGGUACCUUUCUGCUGAUCUUUGAUAAGAUCUUUUUCAUCUCUUUCCAUAGCUUGAGUACAGAUUGGCAAUUCAUUUCAGUGAAUUACUACAGAAUAAAAAUGGUUCCAGGUUCCUCUUUGAUAAAUGUGCACUUAUAGCAACUACCUAGACUCUCCGAAUCACUCCAAUAGGUAUGAAAACCCCAUCAAGAUGCUAAUCAUAAGAGUUAAUGUGGCUGCAAAAAAUAAUUAUCCUAAGCUUUCAGGGAUAAAAAGAAAAUUACCCAAACUCUCUGCUCUGUGAAUUUUGCUGACUCAGCAAAGGAGCAGAUGACUGGUUCCUUGCAACUAUACACCCUUCCCUGAAAUCCCAGCUUUCAGGGUUAAACACUUCUGAAUUUCUUUAGCAUGUGGCAUUUGCUUUUGAAAUGCCGUUAGUCAAAUACAGCAGAGCAACUCCCAGCUGAGACCAUUUGAGCACAGUUCCUGGUGGGGCCACAUUCAGAGCGAGCCUCUCGCUGGCUCACUCAGUCGAGCUGUUGCUUAGACACCACAAGUUUCUACAGGGGACUUAUGGGGAAAGGCCCUCAGGGGUCCUGGGUCACAUCUCAGCUUUAUUAAUGUGCCAGAAGCACAGACAGCGGGUCCAGGAGGGAUUCUGCUAAUUAGAUGAGUCUGCUCUUGUGUCUAUUUGGUAGGAGACAAAUACCUGCAUGAAAUUGCUUCAAGAACACCAUUUGGUUCUUACUGUUACCACUGAAUAUAACUGAAGCACCAAAGAUCAGGCAUAACCUUGGGCCAGUUCAUUCUGAAAACAAUGUCAUAAAAAGAUUGUGUAAGAGAGAAAUUUACUUCCCAAGUAUUUAACCCAAUCUCAUCACAAUGAGAAUAAUACCAUAAAGUAUCUCGUGGUACAUUUUUGGAGCUUUAUUCUAGUGUAUUCCUCUAAGUAUACUUAUAAUCGUAGUUAAGUCAAAAGUGCUCAAUGAAUGGAUGGGAUAACUUAUAUUAACCUAAUAUACUUGACAUGAGGCAGCAUUCAUUGUAAUAAAAAUGAAAAGCAGAUAUAUCUUCUACAAAGACCAAAGAUGGAAAGCUACUGUCCAGUCUCCUGGAACUUCAUGAAAAUCAAUUCUAUUGGAACAACUAGAGUGGUCAUGGAUAGGUGUCUGAUUCACUUGAGCUCGUGGGGUUUUGACUAAAGAUACCUCUACACUUUGCAAGUCAUUUCUCCUUUCAGAGCUGUAUCAUAUAUUUAAUAUAUACUUGACAUUUUCAUUGAGAGGAAGGUAUUGCUAUGAACCAAAGACAUCUUUGGCUUCUUCUAAAAGUGACUCCGUUAGGCUUCUAUCCAGAUUUGUAUUGAUAAAUGAAGAUGGUCAAUAUUUCUAUUUUGGGUUGGAAAAGACCAGUGAUGAAGAAACCCAAUAUAAGUAAUGACAGCUCUUCUCGCAGAAGAGAAAGCUUGGAAGGCAGACACAUUUCACAGAAAAAUUACAUAAGGGGAUUUAUUUUUUAAGACUCCAAUUUUUCUUCUGAUAAUAUUAAUUAUUGUACACAUGACAAACACAUUGCAAUACAUUUAAAAUGCAGAAAAGUACAAAAUAACCUUGAUCCAAUAGUUUGCUAUUCUGGUGAAGGGAAAAGAAAACACAUCUUUCAGUUAUUGAGCAAACAAUAGGCACUCAGAACUAUUUUAUUUAUGCAGAUUGCAAAUAUUUAUGAAUCAAUAGGUUCUGGCCACUGCCACAAUUUGAACUUAAUAAAGUAAGAAACAUAUUUACUCAUAUAGUAGGGAAGAUGCUGUUUGAUAGAGCAUGUGAAAUAAAGUGAAAUAUAGUUAUUAAAAUUAAACCUCACCUUUUUUCACCAAAUAGCAGCUAGAGUGCUAAUCCGAUUAUCUUGUGGAAUUCUCCUCUGUCUUCAUUGGGCAAUUAUGUUGAAAAUCAUUCAUCACCUAUGAAAUGGUGAAACACUUAUACCUUCUUUCUAAUAUAGAAACAAUGGACUGAUAAAUAACUUUACAGUGUUAGUAGUAGUUUCUACAGAUUCGAUUUAUUGCAUGUAGUAUCUUUAUAGUAGAUAUUUAAAAUAUAUCAUAAAAGUUGAUGUGUACCCCUCAUUCCUUGGCCAAUAUCUCAGAAAACAUUGUAAAAAAGAAAAAAGCAUGGAUACCCUACUCCCUAGAUUAUUUGAGCCAUCUACUAAAAUCAACCAUUAGUGCUACAGUGAAAACAAGCUAAGGAAAUUGUAUUCUUAUAAAAAAUUAUAGUUCAGUUUUAUAGUUCAGUUUUAUUAUAACACAGCACAAUAAAUGGGCAAUAUACAUCCAGUGGGGCUUAGCUUUAGGCCUUUAAUAGUCUGUGUUUUAUAAAAAGAUAUUAUACUAAACACUCAGAGUGAAAAUUCUACAUUUUCACCAAUUCUAUUAACUUGUCUACCAAUAUCUUGCAAUUUAAAAUUAUUUUAUUAAUUAUUAACUAUACGAUCUCCCAACCACAGCCUUUUCAAAAUAGAUAAAAAUUUGCCACUGGGUCUACAUUAAUAACAGUGGGUGAAAUGCCACACAAAUUUAACUUAUGAAAUUUAUGGGGUGUGUAGAUUAUGAAAUUUAUGGAGUGCAAUUUCCCAUGGAGAAGAUAGAAAGGGAGGAUGACAACUAGCCAUGAGGGCAACAAUUUAGAUAAAAUAAUAAUUUUUAAAAAAAAAUGAAAUGUCCGGAAUAACAUUUGGACACUACUUUUCUAGAAUUCUCACCCCAGUCCUGAGUCAUGGACUUGGCCUCUUUUACUAGUGUUGCCUAGCACGCAAUUUAAAGAAGACAUUAGUUGUAUCAUGUCUUAACAUUGCUACAGAAAGACAACAGUAAAUAUGCUUCUUUCAGUUUAGUGGGGGGAAAAAUUAACGUGAAACAAAGUCCCUACAGUAAAAUAGGUCUUCAGGAAUAUGAGAAUCGUUUUUAUAUGGUCCACCUCAUUUAAAUUUCAACAUGAAGACAUAUUAUCAGUGAGAUUGGUAAGGAGCUAAUAUGUGAGAAGAUACCAACAAUCGCAUGUGUGCAUUCUCUACAGACAUAUUUGAAAGAUUGCCCACGUUUUCUCUGUGGAACUGCCACAAAUCCUUACUUUCUUACUCAAGAAUGUGAAUCUUGUAUCAUUUCUACAAUUAUUCCAACAGAGGAGGCACUAAAUAGUAUAUAGACUCUCAUGGAAGUAUCAUGAGAUGUUGGGCACAUUGUCUAUGUAAGUGGAAUGCUAGCUAGAUGUGGAAGUAAUCUUAAAAGUCAUGUAAAAUAAAGGACCCACUCUACGUUUCCCUCAGGAAAAAAUGGGAACCCACCGAUGUUGUAGUUUGUGUAAAGUCAAAGAAACAUCCAGGGAUUGUUUUACCUAGUUCCAGGGCCCUGGUCCAGGAACAUGUCUUUGGCUCCAUCUUGUCUUCCAAUUAGAUGUAAUGGGAGCUAAGAAAUGCCACAUGGCCUCGAAAUAAAUAAACUCUUGUACAUUUAAGUGUUUUCCCAUAUUUUUCAGAUGCUUCUACUCUUCCUGACUCACCUCCACCUAUAUCAAUUGAGAGGCUUUAUGGGGCAGUUAAUUAGACUUAUAGGUCAUGAAUGAUUGUUAUAAGCUUUAUUACUCUUAUAUUGUCAUCCAGUUCUUUGUUUGAAAUUCAAACUUAUUUAUCUGAAAGUGAUAAUCAAACUUAAAAAAAAGUAGGUAUGUGUGUUUUGUAAUACUAUUAAUUUAUCAUAUUGUAAUUGUGACUAUUAUUUUUGGAAUCUUUAUCACUCCAUUGCACUUUAUGGUGUCAUUAUUUAUGGCAUUUGUCAUGACUCUGUUACAUAAUUGAUGACAUCAGGGCUACAUUUUUUCAUGUGAACUUCAAAAGCUUCCAUUGGCAACAGAAAUUUGGGAAAUGACUCUUUUUGUAUGCAUUAAAAUACCUUACUCAUCUAGUUUUUUCUUAUAAACUUCAGUAUGCAUUGACUUAAGUUAACUGAAGUUUAGAUACAUAAGAAAUAAGUUAAAAUUACUAAAUAAUAUGAAAACCACAUUUUACUUGUAAUUCUCAGACACUUUUUCCCUAUUUUAAGAUUUUAACAUAUUGUAGAUAUUUGAAGGAGAGGAAAAACGCAUUUGUAGUAGAAAUAUUCCCUUUAAUAAUUCUGCUUAGCUAACAAGUUUGUUUUUUUUUUUUUAAUUAUAUCUUAUGCCUGCUUCCCUAGUCUGUAUUCCACAUCUCAGUUGUCAGAAGAAUAAGUAGAAUUAAAUUUUCUGGUUGUUAUUUUGGGCCCAUUUUAGUAGUUGAUACCAUUAACUUCCACAAUCUGUUUCCUGUUUUUAGGAUAAUACUAGACUUACAGCAUAAGAUCAACCCUUUCUUUAGACACAGAAUUGCGCAUUAAGUGGAGCAUGCUUUGCGUCCUCCCUCUGUAGCUGUGCUCAUGUUGGAACUGAAUUGCUAUGUUAAUUCACUUGAGAGACACACAGGCUCCAAAGAGUUGAUUUUCAUCAGAUAUCCAAAAUUCAAAAACUCAAAUUCAGGCAAAGAAAAAAAUUAAGAUGAUUUAAAUUUUUAUUAAAGUAACUACAGGAUUUUUCUCAAAGAAACCCUCUUAAGAGGGUUUUUAUGGUCAUUCAGAACAUUAGCUGUUUGACAGAAGAUCUUGAAAGUCAGGGAAAAUAAAGAACAAAUGACAGACAGCUGUAUCUUGAUAUUAAAUAUCCAUCCAAAAAUAACAAAAUAUAAGUCAAUAUGAAAUAAUAAUUUGAUUAACCAAAUUCAGAUUCACAGUAUCUAUUGCCCAGUUCAGAAAUAGUGCUUAUUCUUGUCAAAAUAUAUAUAUGUCAGGGGGUGGAGUGGGGGAAGCACCAAUUUUUCUGUGAAGACCUAUAAUAGAGUAUGAUUGUUUCCAGUUAUAAAACACACCAUUGUUUUAGUUAUAGCAGGCAUUGCCUAAAUGUCAUCAACCAAUCAGGCUGCUCCUUGACAUGAAAGCCAGUAUCAUCUUUACUGCAGUCGACAGGAGACCUCCCAGGACCUGCAGAAGACCCCUCCACCCCAAUCUUAAUGUGUGCAUGCACACACACACAUUUUUGGCUUUUGACCCACUUUGUAUGUGCCACUGAAGUUACCUUUUUUUUUUUUUUUUUUGGAUACACACAGAAUGAAUCCAUCUUGCAAAAUCUUUUCCCCUAAGAAUCUCUAAAGUAUAUUAAAUUGUGUUAUAUGUUUUCUUUUGUAAACCUUUAUUUAAUAAUUUAUAUAUGCUUUGUGAAUUCUUCUACUGUACAUUAUAAAGGGAUGUCAUUUGUAGUUGAUUAAAUAUAAUGUUUGUGAUCAUUUUGAUAAAAAUAACUUUGGACAUUAGGCCCUUGUUAAGAAAUAAAGCACCCAUUAUAAAUUUGCUUCUAUUGGGAAAUAUAUGAUCUGGCAUACUUUAUUUGUAGUUACAAUCUAUUCCAGAUACAUAAUAGUUUGGGGACAUUUAUAUUUAAGAACUAGCUAAAUCAUUUUUGGGAGUGAAAUGCAAAGAAAUAGCUGUCCCUGGAACCUAAAUGUGAAUUUCUGGCAGAACAGAAAAUAUUAUAAUAAUGAGGCAAUAAUAAAAUUAGGAAAUUAAAUUAUUUUAAGAUCUGUCUGUGUGAUUCUUCCCCUUGGUAAUAAUACAUGAAGCACAUAGCUGAAGAGUUACCUUCUUCUGGAGUCAUAGUUCUUAUAUCUCAAUCAUUAAUAGAUGAACCUAAUAUAUUGUUAAUGAUAUUGCUACAAGGGGGAUAAUUCAUAGUUGUGCAAUAUUAAAAUUUGCUCCAUCACUUAAAAAAAGGUAAAGCAGUUCAAAAAUACCACUUUACAUCACAACUUUGCAUGACUGAGAUUUUAAACAAGUAUAUUGAUGGUUUUACCCAUAAGUUAUUUACUAUUGCCAGCACUGUAAUAUUAUACAAUUUUCUUAUAUUUUGUUCUCCUGUGAUGAAAUGUAACUAUGUAAUUAAACAAAAUUCUGACAAUCAUAUUCUGCUAACCUUUAAAAUGUGACUUAUUCCUUCACUUAUUAGUUUGCUAUUUUCAAAAUAAAGUGAAAGAAGGCCCUUUAUUAA
Carlito syrichta (Philippine tarsier) is the source of this 8745-nucleotide messenger RNA. It is a transcript of the gene DOK6, whose product is annotated as docking protein 6. Gene Ontology annotation, biological process: positive regulation of MAPK cascade; cell surface receptor protein tyrosine kinase signaling pathway. Gene Ontology annotation, cellular component: cytoplasm. The transcript is spliced from 8 exons. Lineage: Eukaryota; Metazoa; Chordata; Mammalia; Primates; Tarsiidae. Bases 129 to 1124 code for a protein of 331 amino acids. The record is from RefSeq and is a predicted model, not a curated record.